AUGGCACAAGAGCAAGGAGGUGUCCUUACCGGUGCGAAUCCGACCCAUUAUAAUGCAGCCGAGCCUAUAACUUUGUUUAUCAUACAAGUGAUAAUGAUCAUCUUUUUCACGCGUAUUCUUCAUAUCGUCUUGUCACGAUUCCGACAACCUCGCGUGAUUUCUGAAAUUGUAGGCGGUAUUAUCCUUGGUCCAUCAGUUUUUGGUCGCAUACCCAAUUAUAUGGAUACAGUCUUCCCUAAUGAGUCACGUCCUCACCUGUCCUUACUUUCUAAUUUGGGAUUGAUAUUGUUCUUAUUCAUAAUCGGGGUUGAAUUGAAUCCAAAAGUCUUGAUGAAGAAUGCGAGAAUUGCAUUAACUAUUUCUGCCGCGGGUAUCAUUUUGCCUUUCGCUCUUGGCAUUGCCGUUGGGUAUGGAUUAUAUCGUGUAAUGGAUAAUGAUAACGUGUCAUUCUUUAGUUUUAUUCUUUUCAUUGGUGUAGCAAUGUCGAUCACGGCAUUUCCUGUACUCGCACGUAUUUUAUCGGAACUUCAACUACUUCGAACACCAGUUGGAGUUACCGCUCUUACUGCUGGUGUUGGAGAUGACGUGGCCGCAUGGGUUCUGUUAGCUUUGGUCGUCUCGAUCAUUAAUGCAACUUCUUCGCUUACUGCCUUAUAUAUCUUCCUCCUUGCUAUCGCUUGGGUAACGAUAGUUGUCAUUGUUAUUCGUCCGCUCUUGCUAAAACUUAUCGUUAGAACUGGAAGUAAUGAUAAUGGACCUACUGUAACGAUGAUGGCUAUCACUUUAUCCCUUGUGCUAAUAUCUUCGUUCGUUACAAGCAUUAUUGGUGUACAUGCAAUUUUUGGAGGGUUCAUAAUGGGCGUUAUUAUUCCACAUGAAGGAGGUUUUGCUCUGGGUAUAACAGAAAAGAUUGAAGAUUUAGUUAGCGUCUUAUUUUUACCUAUCUAUUUCGCCUUAUCUGGAUUAAAAACUGAGAUUGGUCUCUUAAAUGAUGGUGCAUCUUGGGGAUGGGUCGUUUUGGUAAUCAUUGUUGCGAUGUUUGGUAAGAUCUCGGGUGCUACACUUGCGGCAAGGCUCAACAAAUUGACUUGGAGGGAGUCUUUGACAAUUGGCGUUUUCAUGAGUUGCAAAGGUCUUGUUGAAUUGAUUGUUCUAAACAUCGGACUCGACGCAGGAGUCAUCAAUGCUAAAGUUUUCGUGAUUAUGGUUGCCAUGGCAUUGGUUACAACAUUCGUGACCACUCCUUUAGCGGUCUGGUUAUAUCCACAUGAAUAUCAAAGGAAGAUGGAACAAAAACGAGCCGCUCAAUUAGAAACGCAGAGAACACCUGGUCAAGAAUCUGAUGAUACCAUCUCUGCCAAGAAAAAUAGAUUGUUGGUUGUUCUUAAUAGAGUUGAGCAUCUUCCGGCGAUGAUGAUGCUUGUACAAUUAUUACAACCCUUAUCAGCUUCUAUGAAAAGCGUGAAAGCUCAACCAAAAACGCAAGAAAACGAAAAAACAGCUCAUCAAUCAGUUGGAGAGGAGAAGGCCACUUUCGAUUUACAAUCAAGUUCUCCUAUGACCGUUCAUGUUUUACGACUCGUUGAAUUAACUCAACGUAUCUCCUCUGUAAUGAAAUUUAAUGAAACUGAAGAAACUACAUUGUACGAUCCUAUCAUGAAUAUUUUCAGAACAUUUGGACAAUUGAAUUUUGUCAAGGUUAAAGCAAACCUAGCUGUCGUUGCACAACAAGACUUUGCGCAGCAAGUUGCAGAAAAGGCCGAAGACACUGAUGUCAAUUUAGUAGUCAUUCCUUGGGGAGGUGCAGGUGCAAUCAUUGAUGAUCCAUCAAAUCCACUUGAUGAGGUUCUUGAACCAAGAGUGAAGAAAGUGACGAGUCCACAAGUUGCGCAUUUUAUCCAAGAAAUCUUUUCUGAAGUUUCUCUGAGAGCAAAUGUUGGUGUCUUUGUGGAUCGUGGACUUGGUUCGUCCCCUUUAACGACCUCUAUUGAUAAUGGUGGUAAUAAUAUCACGGUUCGCGUUUUCUUACCAUUCUUUGGUGGUAUCGAUGAUCGUGAGGCAUUGUCAUUUGUAAUCCAUUUACUUGACCAUCCGAAUGUUUCAGUAACUGUCCUCAGAUUAAUUAAAUCUUCUGAACCCACAGAACAUGAUGUAACCUUAAAAGUUGAGGGAGAUCUUGAAGAAAAUGAGGAACAAGGUUCCGAAGCAAACCAACGUCCUUCGCUUUCUCACAAAAUAUCUUCCGCAUCAGCUCAUGUCAUUCGUUCAAAUGUUGCACGAGAAGCAUCUUAUAAAUCUGAUGAGACAUUAUUGUCAAAAACCUUGAAGUCACGUACGGGUGUUGUAGCAUCAAAUGCUCGAAUAAAUUAUACGGAAAUAGCUUCUUCUACACCUUUACAAACGGCAAUUGAACGUGCAAAGGAGGUAGUUGAUCGUAAGGAUUUAGUUGUAGUUGGACGUGGGCGUCAUGAUGUUACUUUUAGUCAUAGAACAGAAUUCUUGGAUAUCCUUAAAAAUUCAGGAGGAGGCUACGGCAACGAAACUCGUAAAUCAUUGGGUGAUAUAGCCGAAUCAUUUUUAGUUGGCGGUAUUGCUGCGAGUAUCUUAGUUUUGCAAGCGAAGAAGUCCACAAAUUCAACGGAUGAAGUUUAA
Funneliformis geosporum is the source of this 2652-nucleotide messenger RNA. The record is from the annotation of a GenBank genome assembly. Lineage: Eukaryota; Fungi; Glomeromycota; Glomeromycetes; Glomerales; Glomeraceae.